This is a messenger RNA of Ahaetulla prasina, 1823 nucleotides long. RefSeq names its product arrestin beta 2 (gene ARRB2). The transcript has 15 exons. Gene Ontology annotation, molecular function: angiotensin receptor binding. The record is from RefSeq and is a predicted model, not a curated record. The coding region runs from base 20 to 1243 and encodes 407 amino acids. Gene Ontology annotation, biological process: signal transduction; G protein-coupled receptor internalization; positive regulation of ERK1 and ERK2 cascade. Gene Ontology annotation, cellular component: cytoplasm. NCBI's taxonomy places the organism in Eukaryota, Metazoa, Chordata, Lepidosauria, Squamata, Colubridae.
CCAGCCGAGCCCCGCCGGCAUGGGGGAGAAAGCGGGCACCAGAGUUUUCAAAAAGUCCAGCCCCAACUGCAAACUCACUGUUUACCUGGGAAAGCGUGACUUUGUAGAUCAUCUGGACAGAGUCGACCCUGUUGACGGUGUUGUUCUGGUUGACCCAGAAUAUCUCAAGGAUCGGAAAGUUUUUGUGACGCUGACCUGUGCCUUCCGCUAUGGCCGUGAGGAUCUGGAUGUCCUGGGCCUCUCCUUCCGCAAGGAUCUCUUCCUGGCCUCCUGGCAGGCCUUCCCCCCUGCCGAAAGCACCCCCGAGCCCCUCACCCGCCUGCAGGAGAGACUGCUGCGCAAACUGGGUGCCAACGCCCACCCCUUCAGCUUCAUGAUCCCCCAGAACCUGCCCUGUUCAGUGACGCUGCAGCCGGGUCCUGAGGACACGGGAAAGGCCUGUGGCGUGGACUUUGAGAUUCGGGCAUUUUGUGCCAAAAACCUGGAGGAGAAAAUUCACAAAAGGAACUCCGUCCGCCUGGUUAUCCGGAAAGUCCAGUAUGCCCCUGAGAAGCCUGGGCCACAGCCCAUGGCUGAGACCACCCGCCACUUCCUGAUGUCCGACCGCUCCUUACACCUGGAGGCUUCCCUCGACAAGGAGCUUUAUUAUCACGGUGAGCCAAUCAGCGUCAACGUUCACGUGACCAACAACUCGAGUAAAAGCGUGAAGAAAGUGAAAGUGGCCGUGCGGCAGUACGCAGACAUCUGCCUCUUCAGCACCGCCCAGUACAAGUGUCCAGUAGCCCAGAUUGAGCAGGAAGACCAGGUGGCCCCCAGCUCCACCUUCUGCAAGGUUUACACGCUCACACCGCUGCUGACCAACAACCGGGAAAAGCGAGGCCUGGCACUGGAUGGGAAACUGAAGCACGAGGACACCAACCUAGCCUCCUCCACCAUCGUGACAGAGGGCAUCAACAAGGAAGUCCUGGGCAUCCUGGUCUCCUACAGGGUCAAAGUGAAGCUGGUGGUCUCCCGGGGAGGGGACGUGGCGGUAGAGCUGCCCUUCGUCCUGAUGCACGCGAAGCCACCCGAGCAGCCCUCCCCGAUACAGCCCCCAGCAGAUGUGCCAGAAUCGGACGCGCCAAUUGAUGCCAACCUGAUUGAGUUUGAACCCAACUACGGGCAGGAUGAUGACAUCGUGUUUGAGGACUUCGCCCGGCUGCGCCUGAAGGGCAUGAAAGACGAUGACGUGGACUACUGCUAAGGAGCUUUUGGGGCAGAUCCCACUCCCCGCAAGCAUCCCGUCCGAUGACCACCUCCCCACUUCCCACCCCGGUCCUAUUGCUGUAGUGGAGGUGGGGUUUUCAUGUGACUAAAAUUGGGGACAGGGUCCUCCCGGUUUCUGUCCUGUUUCCCUGCUUCUACCCCGUCCUUUUCCAAGAGGAGCUUGAUGUAUAUAACGAGCCGCCCACCCACCCGCCACCCCCUCCGUCUCGCGCACUGGAGUCAUUUAUUGGGCAUUACUGUCAGAUGGUCCUGUCCUCAAGUACCACUUUGCUGUUGUUUCCCCUUCCUCAAGUUUUCUCUUUUAUAUCUACUAUUUUAACUGUUUUGGAAGACACCGAUAGUAGAAUUGGCCCCCACUUUAAAAAGGGGGGGCACUUAUAUCCAGGAAUGAAAAACGCUUUGGAUGAGCUUUGCUCUGGGGCUCAGGACGGCCUGCUGCUCCAGCCCCAGUUGGGGGAGAGCGACCCUUGGCCAAGCCUCCUGCCCCAGAUGUGAACUUGCACCCGAAGAGGCACACGGCCGAGCAAAGAGCAACUGAAUAAAACCAUGAACUGAAA